Papaver somniferum (opium poppy) is the source of this 576-nucleotide messenger RNA. RefSeq lists its product as uncharacterized. The transcript has a single exon. Gene Ontology annotation, molecular function: nucleic acid binding; RNA-DNA hybrid ribonuclease activity. The record is from RefSeq and is a predicted model, not a curated record. Bases 1 to 576 code for a protein of 191 amino acids. Lineage: Eukaryota; Viridiplantae; Streptophyta; Magnoliopsida; Ranunculales; Papaveraceae.
AUGCACAACACUGCUGCGGACUGGGAUAUUCUAAAUUUCUUUCGAGUGAAACAUAGGCAGGUGAAGCAUUCUAUUCCGGUUGAAUGUUCUUGGUCUCCUCCUGAUGUUGGGGAGUUACUUUUGUGUUGUGAUGGUGCAUCCAAAGACAUUCCCGGAACUGCUGGUGCUGGUGUUGUCGUUAGAGACCAUGACUGUAACUUUGUGGGAGAAAUGAGUAUUGGUCUGGGUAGAACAAAUAAUUUCUUGGCGGAAUUGUAUGGGGUGAUUGUUGGUUUGGAAUGGGAUGUGAAGUGGGCAGUUCGUAAAGUGGUGGUGCGUUCAGAUUCUAUUGGUGCAAUAUCAUCUUUUUUGAAUUCCAAUAUUCUUUGGUUUGCUAGACAAAGGUGGAGAAGAAUACAAGAUAACUAUGAUUCAAUUCGUUUUGGACAUACUUAUCGGGAAGCUAACUUUGCGGUUGUUUCCAUGGCAAAAAGAGGUUGUUUACUUAGAAAUGGCGAAGGGUUGAAUUAUGAUGAGAGGCCUUAUUUUCUACAUUCUUUAGAAUAUCAUCAUGUCUCUUAUUUCAGAUUUAAAUAG